Messenger RNA from Mercenaria mercenaria, 3916 nucleotides. RefSeq names its product thyrotroph embryonic factor-like. Bases 341 to 1261 code for a protein of 306 amino acids. Gene Ontology annotation, molecular function: DNA-binding transcription factor activity, RNA polymerase II-specific; RNA polymerase II cis-regulatory region sequence-specific DNA binding. Gene Ontology annotation, biological process: DNA-templated transcription; regulation of transcription by RNA polymerase II. The transcript has 5 exons. The record is from RefSeq and is a predicted model, not a curated record. NCBI's taxonomy places the organism in Eukaryota, Metazoa, Mollusca, Bivalvia, Venerida, Veneridae.
GCAUAGGAUACGUAAUUUCUAUUUUUAGCAGCAUUAUUGCACAAUAAGUAUACGAGUAUGUGAAAUUUUAAGUCAUUAGAACGAAUGUAGACAGAGGGAACGGACAUUCAAACCAGCCAAACGGGCGAAGGCCAACAACAGGCAAGGCAAAGAAGCCGAAAGACUAGAAAGGAAGCCAUAUUGGAAGGCGAAAUCCGCCUUAGUACGACAAUUGUUGAUACUUUCAACAUUUCUACCACAGUCAGCACGACGGAGCUACCUACGGACUUUGUUAACAUGCUUUGUGAUCAGGAAAUUCAGUGCCACUCGGAAGCUGGGGAGAUUGUUCCGAAUACCCUUGAUGAACUUGUCGAGUACUUGGACAUCGAGGGAGCAGAGCAGGGUUCUGGACUGUUCGGAGACGAGAUUCAUACAAUCGUCGAUGGACAGUUCAAAGAAUUCACUACGUUCGGUACAGAAGAUGAGUGGCCUGUUUGACACCGAUAAAGCUAGCAACACAACUGUUGCUAGCAAGGCCUCGAAACCUGCUGCACUGGACAUCAACAAGAUGGAUAUAAACAGCAUAGGGGGCUUUAUGCCCGAUGAUGAUUUGGGCGGCAUUAUUGCUGACAUGCCGUUUGACCUGACAGAGGAAGACUACCUGGACAGCUUCGUGGAUCUCUCGAACUUUCUCCUGCCGGAGAAUUCUAUGAAGGGAUCCAGCUUGGCAGUUGAUUCUGAAGUUGACAAUGGGGAAGUGAAGGAAACGAUCCCGACGGAUUUCUCUGGAAUAAUCUCCCAUCUUAAUACAGAACCAGCUGUCUUUGAAGUUACACCAGAAGUGGUUACCUCGACGUCAUCAUCUCUUCGUAAACGCAAGCAUGUGGACUACGAAGAGGUGGUAGUAGACGACUUUGUUAUCAAUGUCGUAGAUCAGCCCAUUGACGGCGAAUGCUCAAUGGCUGAUCACGACUAUGUAUCAAAGAAGCCUAGAUUGGCUGAACCAGUCACAACUGUGAAGGCUUCACAUGUGACUUCAUCCAUUCAGUCUAAAGUCACUCCCACGUACAAAUCGACGGACAAGUACAGGGAGAGACGUGACAAGAAUAACGAAGCAUCACGGCGAUCACGACAGAUCCGAAAGCAGAAGUUCAUCGAAAUGGACAGUGAGGCGAAUGAUCUUGAAGUGAAGAAUGAGGCGUUGCGGAAGAAAAUUAUUGAAUUAGAAGCUUUAGCUAAGACCAUGAAGGCAAUGCUUAUCAAAAAGAUGACAGACAAAUAAACAGACAUUCAGGCUGAGAAACAAUAGAAAUAUAUAAUUAUUUUCAAGACUGCAUCUAUAGAACAAGGAAAACUCAGUAAAGAUUUUGUAUUUAAAGCAAAGUUUACCUUGAAUACCAGGGUUUUUAGAAUUUUGAAAAAAAAAUCUUACAACAGAUUUUCAGUUAUGUUAAUAAACUGUAAAUUAAUAAAUUUUUAACACCCAGUUUUGAUAACUUCAGUCAUUUUCAAAGUUGUUCCGUACUAGACUAGGAUAGAACCGAAAUUGGGAGGAUUGCUAAUGUUUUGUUAUUCUUGUUCUUUUUUUACACUUCUACACAGUGUAAAUUGUUAAUUUCACAGUUCAGAUCAUUUUCACAUUUUGACAGGUUGAAAAUUGAUGAAAAGUUUUGUAUAUUUUUAAUAUGCCAUGUUGAUCGUUGUAUCCUGACUUUUAAUUGCAUUCAUAAACAUGUCAUUGACUACUGUGAUUUUAACUGAUGAGAUAAAAUGAAAAAAAUAUAUAUAUAUAAAAAAAGUGAAAAAUUGCUAAAAUAAAAAAAAUUAAAUACUCAAAAUAUUGCUAGAAAAAUUCUAAAAGCGGAAAACAACAAAAAUAUGUUAGCAUUAACAUGAAUGUUGUAUGGUUGGGUGUUAAAGAUUGGAACAUUUACCAGUAGGAGCAGUGUAGAUGUUGCAAGGUUUAAAGUGUCUGGACAAGAAUUUGUUUGAUUUAUAAGUGUUCAUGGUAUCAGAAAGAGUUUGCACAUAAACAAAUAUACUUGCAACAAAUUCUUGCUUUUACAAAUCAUACUUCCCAUGUACUAUUUUGAUGAAACUGUUAGUGUAUAAUGAUUUAUAGACCAUCUUCAUUUUUAUUACAUUUUUUUUGUUUUCAUUUUGGGGAUUUAAAGCCAAUCAUUAAUUUGUCAAUGAAAAAAGUUCAGAAAUACUUUCCUCUAAAUAGUACAUGAUAUUUGAGGUUUAGAUUUCCAUAUGUCUACUUGUAGAAAAUUCCCAUUUAAUAGUGUUCGGUGACUGCUAAAUUUAUCUGCUAAAUUCAUUAAAGAGACUGGUACUUGCAUGUAAAUGUACUUCAAAAAUAAGACUUUACACAAUUCGAGGACUGAGCACGAAACUAUUGUCUUGUUCUUUAUUUAUAUACAGUUACAAUAGUUUCGCGCUCAGCCCAUGACAUGUAAAAAAAUAAGCUUUACACAUGUAAAACUACCUUUUGCUAAAUUUUCAAUGUUCUGAAAUGCUUAUGCAAUAAUGAAAUUACUGUAAUACUACAGUACACGUAGGAAAUCUCUGCCUUAAUACAAUUUAUUAUAUUUACUUCUGGUCUUAAACAAAUAGUGAUUUUCAAAAAUUGCGAUGAUGUUGAAUUAAUUUAGAAAUGUUAUUUGUUUAUUUACAUUUAAAUGUGCUAAAGAUAUAUUUAUGAAAAUCAUUAUUUGUAUACGGGACUGUUUACCAUAUCUAUUAAAAUUCACAUAGCGUAAAGUUUAUAAACAGAAGAGAAACAAAAUUUGCAGGUAUAGCAGAAUUGGUUGAUACAUAAUUAGAAUGCGCUGUGAAUUUAAGUAAAUAUGGUAAUUAUUUUAUGUUAUGUAAAGUUUCCUUGGGACAUAUGUUUAAAACCUUGGAGCUUACAUUAAAAAUGUCUGGUCAUAGUAAAUUCAUUCCUGAAUUUUGUGCAUUUGUCUUUUGGAUAUUUUAAGGUUAAUUCAAAUUUUGUUUAAGAAUGUCUUUAACCCUUAGCCUGCUGGUGGCAAAGAAUUCUGCCUUUGCGACCAGUGCAGAUCAAGAUCAGCCUGCACAUCCGUGCAGUCUGAUCAUGGUCUGCACUGUUCGCUAUCCAGUCAGUAAAUUUUAAGUAAACACCCCUUCAAAUGAUAAAUGGUACAGCCCAAAUUAGAAGAUGGACCAGUCCAUUAUAGAAAUUUAGCAUGGUAAGGGUUAAUUAUAUGUACGGUUUUGAUCAAGGAGUGAAAUUACUAUGACCAAUUUAGAUUAUGGGACAAUCCACUAAAAUUAUGUUCUUUGUUUAUAAAUUUUAGUGUGAUAAUUAAAUGCAUGUUUUUUUGGCAUGCCUUUUUCUAUUUAUAUACAAGCAACAAAUAACGUGAACCAACUGUUUUGUUGUAAAUUUAUGAAAAGAUGAAAGCUUGAUGUUUAGAUAGAGUGCUUGAUUUAUUUGGGAAUGUUUACAUCCUAGUGUGUGCUAAAACUGUAGAAGACAGUGAGAAACUUACUUCUAGCUGUAGUUGAAAUUUUAUUGGAUUACCUCGAACUUUCUCUUACUUUUGUAUGGAAGUUGAAUGCUUGAGUUUUUAAGAUUGUUUUAUAAAUAGUUUUUGAUAUAUUGAGCUGUUAAUCAGUAAAUUGCACAUUUUGUACAAAAUGUUUUAAUUUAUUCCAAAUGUUUGUUUGUCAUUGCAUUAAUUAUCACAGAUAUUUGUUGAAUAUAACAAGUUAGUAACCACUGUGCGGAAAUUUCAUUAUGUUUCAUCAUUGUUUACAUUGAUACUUUAUCUACUUAGAGAUGGCACACUUGUUUUGUACUUUGAUUUAGAAGAUUACUGACCUAUUUUACAACCUUGUAUGCAAUUUAUUUAUAAGUGAUGUAAUUUCAUGCAUUUGGUAUGACGAGUAAUAAAAGGGUAUAAAAAUA